AAUGAGAUUCCAUUCUCUGGGUGGUGGUUUUAGUCAACACCUUGAUGUUUGGGGAUCCAAGCUUAAUCCACAGUUACACACACCCGGGAUUUUGGAUCUCAAUUCCCCACCUUAAAACUCCGCUUUCUCUUUCCCCUUUCUUUCUCUUUCUUUACAAAAACACAAAAGGGGCCUCACUUCCCAAUCCUUCCAUGGCUUCCACUUUCUCUGGGUUUGUCUUCCUUCCCUCUUCAACAAUGAAACAAUCUCUUCCUUCUUCACCUACACGCAUAGAAAAAGCAAUGCAAUUUUUCUGAAUAAAUCAAAGAAGAAAAUAUAAAAUAAAAAUUAUUAUUAUAAAAAAAAAAAAAAAAAAUCCUCUUUGGCCCUUCCAUGACAAGUGGCAAUCAUCCAGUGCAUAACCAGCUUCAGCUCUUCUGCUACACCUGGCAGCAUACCAAAUCACAAGGUGUUUUGUUUUGUUCUCAUUGGCGUUCUGAUUUGUGGGAUUGAGAAACCCAAGAAAAACAGUGAAAUGGGACACUGAGAAUUGUUGGUAUUUUUUUUUUUUUUUUUAAAAGAAGAAAAUUUGUUUUUUUUUCUUUUUGUAGUGUUUUUGAUUUCUGGGUAUUUUUGCAAAGAAAAUUCGGUACAAUGAUAUCGUCGGGGAUUAAUCUGGUGAUGACGGUUAUUGGGUUUGCCGUGAGCACCAUGUUCAUCUUCUUCGUGUGCACCAGGCUAGUAUGUGCACGGAUUCAGCUGAAUGCCACGAGGCGAUCUUUCCCCAUUGCUUCUAGAUCCGAUCUCCGUAUUCUAGAAAGGGGGUUACAUGGCCUUGAACCUGUAGUUAUAGCCACAUUUCCAACAAAGAAGUACAGUGAUGCAUUCUUCUCAGCUACAGAAGAUGCUCAAUGCACUGUUUGCCUUGUUGAGUACCAUAAUGAAGAUGUACUACGAAUCCUCCCUUAUUGCGGACAUUCAUUCCAUGUAACCUGCAUAGACAUAUGGCUGCAUCAGCAUUCCACAUGUCCUGUAUGUCGAAUAUCACUUCGUGAGUUUUCUGAUAGAAAACGCUUCAUGCAACCAUUGUUCAGUACAGCUAGUCGAUCUGAAUAUGCAACAGAAUCCUUCAAUUCCCAUUCAUGUCAGUAUCUCUUGACUAGCCAUGGAUCAAGAAACCUUGAAAGCCACCAGACUGAUCCAAUUCAAGAGGACAAUUUAGCAAAUGAGGGUGAUAGAAUAGAGACUGGAGAGAAGAUCUCCUCUAUAACCCAGGGUAAUCAAAACCGUAAGGAAAUGGCAAAAAAGCAUGUAGAAAGCCCAUCAAAUGCCUGAAUUCAAUCAUUCUUGGAACCUAAACAGCAUCAAGGGUAGUUGGUCAAAGACUCGAAUGCGCUUGUCCUAGAAGUUUGUUGCUGUAACUAUGUCCCAGGAAGUUGAUUUUUGCUUACUGUAUAUAUGGCAAAGAGUUUAUUUUUCUCUUUUUCUCCCAAUUGUUUUGUUCUUCCGGUCUAACAGUGGCUGGCAUUGGGCAGUUUUGUUAGAUCAGUGGUAGAAUUAGAUUUAGAUGAAAAAUUGCUGGAGUUGGUAGUUCUCAUCACUCUUUCCUGACCACUCUCGGCUCCCAUUUGAACUAGCAUAUCUGUGUAUAAACGCACAGGUCUCUCUUGCAUGUGUACAAUAAUGCCAUAUCUACCAUCCAGAUUUGGUUUGCCGGUGGCUGUCUUGCAUCUUUAGAUUCUCUUUUCUUCUGUCUAUAGCAGUGGGAAUGAUGGUUCCGUUUGCGGUGUUCGCCUUAGAGAUAUGAUUGGGACUUUCCCCUAACUAUUAUGCUCAAAGUAAGAAACUAAAUUGGAUGAGAAAUUUGAGACA
Molecule: messenger RNA, 1851 nt
Organism: Ziziphus jujuba (common jujube)
Lineage: Eukaryota; Viridiplantae; Streptophyta; Magnoliopsida; Rosales; Rhamnaceae
Product: RING-H2 finger protein ATL38
Exons: 3
Coding region: 634-1314 (226 amino acids)
Source: RefSeq, a predicted model, not a curated record